Messenger RNA from Brenthis ino (lesser marbled fritillary), 672 nucleotides. The record is from the annotation of a GenBank genome assembly. Lineage: Eukaryota; Metazoa; Arthropoda; Insecta; Lepidoptera; Nymphalidae.
AUGCUAUCUCAGAUACAGCGGAGCUGGAUAUCCUCACCGUUGGGAAGCAAUCUUUUGUUGGUUUUGUUCAAAAAUAACAAUGCAAAUAACAAUUGUGUGCAGUUGGAAACUCUCUUGAUAAAUAAAAAGGAGUUUAAUAGCAAAUCCGAGGUUUACUAUUCCAAUAUAAAUGAUGUAAAAAAUAAAUUGCAUCUACCGGAAAAUGUAACGAUAUUAAGUUUAAGGAAUUUCAAGGAAGAUAUCAAAGAAGUUUUAUGGCUUUUAGAACUGCCAAUAAGAGAUAAUGAUUUCAAACUAAUGAUAAUUGUACCAAAUGAAGUAGAUGUCAUGAAAUUGAUACUAGAAGGAUUUUCUGCUGCAACUGCCAGUAUACAGCCUUUUUUCACAUAUAUAAGCACUUUAAAUGCACCUUGUAUUAAAUUUGAUUCUCUGUUGGAAGAAACACAAAAAAUUGACAGUGACGUUACAAUAACGAAAGCUGAAGUAGGAAGCGUAGAAAUUGAUAAUAUCGGUGUUUCAAUAAAUGUAUUCACAUGUAUAUUUCUUACGAGUAUCCAAACUCAAGUUACGAAGAAAUUUAAAAAAAUAUCGGAAUAUCCAUUUUACUUUAGCCUUGUUUUCAAGGAUACGUCCAUAUUUAACGGUAAAUAUAUUGAUGUGAAAAAACCUAAU